Messenger RNA from Emiliania huxleyi CCMP1516, 648 nucleotides. RefSeq lists its product as hypothetical. The annotation marks the transcript as partial. Gene Ontology annotation, biological process: inositol metabolic process; inositol phosphate biosynthetic process. The transcript is spliced from 5 exons. The record is from RefSeq and is a predicted model, not a curated record. Gene Ontology annotation, molecular function: 5-diphosphoinositol pentakisphosphate 1-kinase activity; inositol hexakisphosphate kinase activity; diphosphoinositol pentakisphosphate kinase activity. Lineage: Eukaryota; Haptophyta; Isochrysidales; Noelaerhabdaceae.
GCGCCCUCGACGGCGGCGGAGGGCGGCCUCGCCUCCGACUCCCUCCUCUCCGCCUGGCUGAGCGAGAAUGCAAAGGCGCCGCGCCAGGCGCUCGAGCGGCUGCACCAGCUAGUCGAGGAGCUCGAGCGGGAGCUACGCGGGGAGAUAUGGGGAGAUGUGGGGAGAUGCGCGUCGAGCAUCGGCAUCCCUCGAGUCCCUUCUCGCGACGUGGCUGUCUCGUCGGGCAAACUUUCCUCCAAGGUUGCGGCACCGGCGAGGCAUUCCGCAGCCAACGGCAAGACGCCGCACCUCCAGCUCGGCCUAAGGAAGGGCGAGACGCCGCACCUCCAGCUCGGCCGGUGGGCGCAGCUGCACAAGGACCUGUACAGCUCGCGCAAGGAAGUGUUUGACACCUCAAAGGUGCCAGACAUCUACGACAAUGCGCUGUACGACAUGGUCCACAACGAGCACCUCGGGCUGCAGGCCCUAGCCGCGCCGGCUCCGAGAAGGGCUUUGCCGCGCUUGUUCCGCGCCUCGCGCACGCUCGCGUCGUACGUGGUGCCGCAGGAGUACGGCAUCGAGCCGGAGGACAAGGUGACGGUCGGCCUGCAGAUCGCGUGGCAGAUGCUCGCCAAGCUGCUGCAGGACAUGCUUGAGAACGGAGGAGCG